CGUCUUUUCGGACUAAUGUGCAAGAUUGAUCAGAAUGUCAGAGAGGAAGAUUUCAUCCGAAUCGUUCAGCUCCACCGGAUCGGAUUACCCGGAAAGUCCUGAGGACGGGGGAUGUCCAUUUUCGCGGGUGGUGAAUGGGAAGCGCUCAGUUUCAGGAGCUGGCAGCAAGGACGCUGCUCGCAGGCGCGUUAACCUGGACUGUUUGGGAGAAAGCAUCCGGAAACUUGUCUUUCCAACGCCACAGACAUUACAGUGGGCACUGCAGAGGACCUUACAAUACUUUGAGCAACAAGUGAUCGGUUUCAGCUGUAGUGAUGGAUCUACCCCAGAUCCACAACUGUCCAACAGAUGUCCCUUUGCCGAUCAUUCUGUCAACGAUGAGCUGGAAGAUGUCUCAGGAAUAUUGCAAUCCUCAGCAAACGUUCUCGGUUUGGAGAUUGAAGAACUGCAAGGAAAAUUUGGUGAGGAAUUGUUCUGCAUUUGUUUUGAAGAAAAUGAAAGAGUCCUGCGAGCAGUUGGAAGUACACUGCAGGACUUUUUUGUUGGGUUUAAUGCUUUGCUGGAACAUGCAAGAACAUCUAAUAGCAAACAUGAUGGAUUUGAAUCCCCUUCUUUCCUAUGCAAAGAUUCAACUGAUGGUACUCUGAUGCUUCAAUACUUUCAUCCACACAAAAUUGUUGGAUUUGCAAUGCCUGGAUUGAUCAAAGCUGCAGCACAGAAGAUCUAUCAGCUGGAAGUUGCUGUGGAGCAGGUGCUCAAUGUCCCUGAAAAGUUAUCCUCAGAUGGCACAGACCGGAGUAAUUGUCUUACUUUCAUUAUCAAAGUAUAUGAUGAUACAGCUAAUAUGAAAAUACUUCCACAGGGUUUAACGCAUUCUCCAUCUGAUCUAAAGAUAAGCAUUAUCACUUUCUGCAGAACUUUCCCAUUCCACUUCAUGUUUGACCCAAGUAUGUUGAUCCUUCAACUUGGAGAAGGACUCAGGAAACAACUGAAAUCUGAAGCUCACAAGGUUCUGAGAUUUCAGGAUUGCUUUGAGAUUAUUUCUCCAAAGAUUUGCUGCAGUUUUCAAAAGAUUCUGUCAAAGCUGGUCACACCAUUUGUCAUUCGCGCCAAGCCAGAUGGAAGUGGACUAGGAGAUCAUGACAAAGUGAUGGAGAUUAAGGGACAAAUGAUUCAUGUGCCUGAAUCAAACUCUGUUCUUUUCCUGGGCUCACCAUGUGUUGACAAGCUGGAGCAAUUAAUGGGACGAGGUUUACAUCUAUCAGACAUACCCAUCCACGAUGCUACUCGUGAUGUUAUUUUAGUGGGUGAACAGGCUAAAGCCCAGGAUGGCCUGAAGAAGCGCAUGGACAAAUUGAAAGCAACACUUGAAAAAACACAUCAAGCCUUAGAGGAAGAAAAGAAGAAGACAGUGGACUUACUUUAUUCAAUCUUCCCAGGUGAUGUUGCCCAACAACUGUGGCAGAGAAAAUCAGUGCCAGCAAGGAAAUUUGAUGAUGUUACCAUGCUUUUCUCUGACAUUGUUGGCUUUACUGCCAUUUGUGCACAAUGCACCCCAAUGCAAGUAAUUAGUAUGCUGAAUGAACUGUAUACCAGGUUUGACUACCAAUGCGGAAUCCUGGAUGUAUAUAAGGUGGAAACAAUAGGUGAUGCAUACUGUGUUGCUGGAGGGUUACAUAGAAAAAGCAGCAAUCAUGCUAAACUCAUAGCCCUGAUGGCACUGAAAAUGAUGGAACUAUCUGAGGAGGUGCUGACACCCAAUGGAAAACCCAUUAAGUUGCGAAUUGGGAUCCAUUCUGGUUCUGUACUGGCAGGAGUUGUUGGUGUGAAGAUGCCUCGUUAUUGCUUAUUUGGAAACAACGUGACUCUGGCCAGCAAAUUUGAGUCAGGAAGUCAACCACGGCGCAUUAAUGUCAGCCCCACGACAUACCAGCUAUUAAAAGACGAUGAGAGUUUUAAAUUCAUACCACGCUCCCGAAGUGACCUUCCAGAUAACUUCCCAGAGGAAAUUUAUGGGACAUGUUAUUUUCUGGAGGCCAAUGUUUCCCUCGAUUCAUCAAGAAUGAUAAGCAUGUCUGCUUGCACAAGGAAAAAGUCGUACAAUAUUGGGACUAUGUUUCUUCGGGAGACCAGUUUAUGA
Molecule: messenger RNA, 2140 nt
Organism: Hemiscyllium ocellatum (epaulette shark)
Lineage: Eukaryota; Metazoa; Chordata; Chondrichthyes; Orectolobiformes; Hemiscylliidae
Gene: gucy1a2
Product: guanylate cyclase 1, soluble, alpha 2
Exons: 10
Coding region: 35-2140 (701 amino acids)
Biological process (GO): cGMP biosynthetic process; response to oxygen levels
Cellular component (GO): guanylate cyclase complex, soluble
Molecular function (GO): heme binding; guanylate cyclase activity
Source: RefSeq, a predicted model, not a curated record